AUGCCGUCUCCGCCGCGGCCGCUCGCCUCGCUAUGCCGCGCCCGCCUCGUCCUCGUCCCGGCGCUCCUGCUGCUCCCCUCCAUGGCAAACGGCGUGGGGAACGAAUCGGCGAUGGCGCUUAGCGUCGGCGAGGAGCUUGUGGCCGAGACCAUGCCGCUGCUCCACGGCCGCCGGGUCUACAGGAUCGACGGGCUGCGCCCGUCCGCGUGGUACGAAGUCAAGAUCUCCUACCCGGCCUCCAUACCGUCGAGCUUUUCCAUUCGGCUCGUGGACGAUUGGAGCAGUAAGAACAGGAGGCUGCUCAACACGGAGAAGAUAAUUUUCAAGGCGGAGAGCAGCAACCCGGUUAAUGUUUAUGUUCUUGUCACUGUGGAGCCUGAGGGCGUGGUGGCAAAGCCAAAUGUGACAGAGAGGGAGCUUGCACUUUUUAACAUUGUUUGCGAUGAGCUUAUGCUUGGGAUUCCACAUUUUGCCUGGUGGGCUGGGAUUGCAGCGCUGCUCUGCAUCGUGCUGGCGGCGCUGUCACCACUUGUUCUCCCGCUGCAUAAGCUUCUGAACUGCGAAGACACAGAAUUGAGCAAAGCUGAUGCUGCUAAGAUAUCAUGA
This is a messenger RNA of Miscanthus lutarioriparius, 606 nucleotides long. NCBI's taxonomy places the organism in Eukaryota, Viridiplantae, Streptophyta, Magnoliopsida, Poales, Poaceae. The record is from the annotation of a GenBank genome assembly.